Molecule: messenger RNA, 4642 nt
Organism: Lontra canadensis (Northern American river otter)
Lineage: Eukaryota; Metazoa; Chordata; Mammalia; Carnivora; Mustelidae
Gene: RAB11FIP5
Product: RAB11 family interacting protein 5
Biological process (GO): regulated exocytosis
Cellular component (GO): early endosome; secretory granule; recycling endosome
Molecular function (GO): small GTPase binding
Source: RefSeq, a predicted model, not a curated record
GGCCCCCACCGCACUGCCGCACCGCCUCGCGGGUCUGGGUCGCGGGGCGGGGCGGGGCGGGAGGCGGGGCGCUGACGUCGCGGCGCGGCCGGCGGCCGGGGAGGCGGGGAGGCGGCUGCCAGCUCGGCCCAGCCCAGCCAGCAGCUGCGGCGGCCCGGUGGCGGCGGCGGCGGCGGUGGCGGCGCUCGGAGCCGGCUCCUGACCGCCCUCCGCCGCUGCCCGGCUCCUCUCGCGGUCUCCGUCUCUGUGGCCGCUUCUGCCGGCCUCGUCCGCCGCCUCCGCCAUGGCCCUGGUGCGGGGCGCCGAGCCCGCCGCGGGGCCCUCCCGCUGGCUACCCACGCACGUCCAGGUGACUGUGCUGCGGGCCCGCGGGCUGCGGGGCAAGAGCUCAGGAGCGGGCAGCACCAGCGACGCGUACACGGUGAUCCAGGUGGGCCGCGAGAAGUACAGCACGUCGGUGGUGGAGAAGACGCCGGGCUGCCCAGAGUGGCGCGAGGAGUGCUCUUUCGAGCUGCCACCCGGUGCCCUGGACGGCCUGCUUCGGGCGCAGGAGGCCGAUGCGGGCCCGGCUCCCUGGGCGGCGGGCUCCGCCGCCGCCUGCGAGCUGGUGCUCACCACCAUGCACCGCUCGCUUAUCGGCGUCGACAAGUUCCUGGGCCAGGCCACGGUGGCGCUGGACGAGGUCUUUGGCGCAGGCCGCGCCCAGCAUACGCAGUGGUACAAGCUGCACUCCAAGGCGGGCAAGAAGGAGAAGGAGCGCGGAGAGAUCCAAGUCACAAUCCAGUUCACUCGAAACAACCUGAGCGCCAGCAUGUUUGACCUGUCCAUGAAGGACAAGCCGCGGUCCCCUUUCAGCAAGAUCAAGGACAAGAUGAAGGGCAAGAAGAAGUUUGAGCUGGAGUCUGCCUCGGCCAUCCUCCCAAGCAGUGCCCUGGAGGACCCCGAGCUGGGCAGCCUGGGCAAGAUGGGCAAAGCCAAAGGCUUCUUCCUCCGCAACAAGCUGCGCAAGUCCUCCCUGACGCAGUCCAGCACCUCUCUGGGUUCAGACAGCACCCUGUCCUCUGCCAGUGGGAGCCUGGCCUACCAGGGCCCGGGUGCCGAGCUCCUGACCCGCUCGCCCAGCCGCAGCAGCUGGCUGUCCAGCGAAGGAGGCAGGGACGCCACCCAGUCCCCCAAGUUGCUCACCCACAAAAGGACCUACAGCGAUGAGGCCAGCCAGAUGCGAGCGACGCCGCCCCGAUCCCUCCUGGACCUGCAGGGCCACCUGGAGACUGCCUCCCGCUCCUCGCUCUGCGUCAACGGGAGCCACAUUUACAAUGAGGAGCCCCCGGCACUCCCACGGCACCGCAGCUCCAUCUCGGGCCCGUUUCCACCCUCCGGCCCGCUGCAUAGCGUGUCUCCCCGGCCUGCUGAGGAGGGGGCUCGGCCUGCAGAUGACUCCGGGGGCAGAGGCAGCCGCCGCACCAGCAUCUCAGAGGUGCUGCCAGGACAGGAGGAGCUGAGCUCUCGGGCCAAAGUGUUGGUCCCCGGCACCAGCCGCUCCGGAGAGGAAGAGGGGGCCCGGCUCCCUGAGGGAAAGCCCGUACAGGUUGCCACGCCCAUGGUGGCCUCCUCUGAGGCUGUGGCCGAGAAGGAGGGAGCCCGGAAGGAGGAGCGGAAGCCCCGGAUGGGUCUCUUCCACCAUCACCACCAGGGGCUGAGUCGGAGCGAGCUGGGGCGCCGCGGCUCACUGGGGGAGAAGGGGGGUCCCACCCUGGGGGCCUCCCCACACCACCCAUCCAGCGGGGAGGAAAAGGCCAAGAGUAGCUGGUUUGGCUUGAGAGAAGCCAAGGAACCAACUCAGAAACCCAGCCUGGACGUGUCUCCUCAGGUAGAACCUGACCCAGCUGCUCUUCCUCACCACCUCCCCUGCUCCCCCUGUGCUCCGGCCCUCCCCACUCCUCCUCCCACCGCUGCUCCCAUGCUAAGCACUAACCUUUUUGCAGCUGCCUCCCCUGCUGCUGCUGCUGCUGCUGCCACCGCCGCUGCUGCCUCCGCCGCCCCCGAAGCCACCCCAUCUGGAUUCUCGGGUCUCACCAACCCGUUCCUCACCUCCAUGCAGAGCAACCCUUUCUUCGAGGAGCUCCUAGCCGACAUAGCACUAAACUGUCCUUCACCUGCUCCCUCUCUCCCCAGUGCCUCGAGGCCCAGCCCCACCCCCCUGGCCUCCCCUGGGAAAGCCCCGCCUGAGUGGGACGACACCUUCAACGUCUUUGCCGCCAGCAGGCUGCGUCCAGAGGCCAGGAGCAAGAUCCUGGCCCCUGCAGGAGGAGUGGGGCUGGAGGUGACUGGGCCGCAGGAGCAAGGCCGCGGGGCAGUGACAGUGAAGGCGGUUGAGCCCCGGGGGGCCCCUGGGGGAGGAGGAAGAGGUGGAAGCAGCAUGUGGCUGGAGCCCAGGCUUCCUCUGGACUUGGGACUGGACCGCCGGAGCAGCAGUGUGGCUGAGCUGGGGCCCCUGGGGCCAGCUGGGGCCAGCCUGCCCUCUUCGUCCGCCCAGCUACAGCCAAGAGCUGCAGACUCGGAAGCAGACAGGGAGCCGCCAGCCCCUGGAGCGGAUGCAGGGCAGAGUCCGGCAGACAGUGCGACGUCUCUGUUUAGCUCCCCUGAAGUGAUCAGUGUGUGGGAAAGGCUGCCUGGUCCCAAUGACGCCCCUGAGGUCCAAGAGGCAGCCUCCCGAGGCGAAGGCCAGCUUUCGCUCGAGCUCAAUACAGUUGACGAUUCGUGGCCCUGGGAUGUGGUCACCAUCUCUCCUGUAGCCGAGACGUCCUCACCAGUCCUGCGGGGAGAGUCGGAUGAGCAGAUGCAGCCAGAGUCACCAGAACCUGUGAGCCCUGGGGAGAGCAAGGGGCCUGUCCCCCAGGAGCCGGAGCGCAAACCUGAGCAGGUGUCGGACAGGGAGCCGCAGCCCGGCAGGCCACCUCCCAAGCCACCACGCCUCUUCACGCCUUCAGAUUCCCAGGAGAAGGAGGAGGAGGUGGCAGUGGUGGCGGCUGCUGCAGUGGGGCUGAGAAGCAGGGGGGCAGAGACAGGAGGAGAAGACAGCCUUCCAAGUCCACUGGUUGUUGGUCCACGGGAGGCCAAGGAGGAGGGCCAGACACCGGGGGCAGAGUCUGACAGCCAUUCUUCCGGAACCCUGCCGGGUGGGCCAGGCCUGCAAGAUAUAGCGGAGGGUGCCGGCCCUCCCGUGCCUCAGCCGCCCUUAUCUCCGCCCACCAGCUGCCCUGAGGGUCCCACCCCCGUACCCUGUUACUUAGAGAGCGUGGCUCCUCAGAGUCCGCAGAUCUGGGGGGCUCCAGAGAAAGGAGAAAGCCCUGAGGGUCCUGAGGCCCGGAGGCAGGGACCAGUAGAAGAGGGGCUUGGACCCCUGCCAGAUAGCUCCCAACACACUGACCUCUGGGCAUCAGAGGAGGACGCCUUGAACCCCUUCUUGUCUCAGGAGAGCCAAGACCCCCCCAGUCUCCCGUCCAUAUCCCCUCCAGGGUCCAGGGAACCUUCCAUCCUCUCUGGUCCAGAAGAGCUGCCCACUCCCCCAGAGCCCGCUUUUCCACCACCCCCUCUCCCGCCCUGGGCCGGUCACCAUCAUGGGGGGCCCAGCCCUCCAUGUUCCCCUCUGCCUGGAGCUCAGCCCCUGACUUCUUCCUCCCCAACCCUUGAGGAGCCAGCCUCGUCCCCCGGGGGCUCCCCUGCCCCACCCAGGGAAGACCACGCUGCAACCACCCCAGCCUCCCCGCUUGUGCUUCUGCCCUUGGAGACACGACCAGCUGAGGAGCCACAGUCCAGCGCCAGUCCCCACCCCGUGAAGCCGCUCAGUGCUGCUCCCGUGGAGGGCAGCCCAGACAGGAAGCAGCCCCGCUCCAGUCUGAGUACAGCUCUGAGCAGUGGGCUGGAGAAGCUCAAGACGGUCACAUCCGGCGGCAUUCAGCCUGUGGCUCCAGCCCCCAACGUGGGCCAGACUGUGGACGCCAAGAGGCUGAAGGACUCAGGUGUGCUGGACCAGUCGGCCAAGUACUACCACCUGACCCACGAUGAGCUCAUCAGCCUGCUCCUGCAGCGGGAGCGGGAGCUGAGCCAGCGGGACGAGCACGUGCAGGAGCUGGAGAGCUACAUUGACCGGCUGCUGGUGCGGAUCAUGGAGACCUCACCCACACUGCUGCAGAUCCCCCCUGACCUCCCCAAGUAGCCCUCCCCACCCCUGCCCCUGGGAGGGUCACGUGGGCCCACCGCCCAAACCGGGCCUGCGCUGCCCUCCCUCCCACUGAACUCACUCUCACCUGGGCAGGCUGCUGUCUGUCCUCCAUUGUCACUCCUUGCUCCCCCUGCCUCCUGCCUCUGUGGGGGUUGCUGAAAGAGGGGCCCUCGGGACUCCCAUUGCAGGCAUCAGGUUCCAUGUACAAUUCGUGUGUCUUUGGGAACCCUCCGUGGGUCUUUCCCACCUGCCUAUUUUCAUGUCCCUUAGUUUUGGGGGCUCCAGGGAAUUGGAACAAAGAAUUCAGCCCUCAAGACAGAGCUGGGGUGAGCAACAAUUUGAUGUGGCAUCUGGGACACGCUUUAUUACCCCACGACAACAGUCAUUUCAUCCAAGGCUAAACCCUUGUCCCCGUCA